AUGGCCUUUCUCCUCUCUCCUCUCCGACUCGGCCUGGGCCUUGGAAUCGGCAUCUCCGCCGUAACUCUCCACCCGCUUUCCCCCUUCCGCACUGCCCCCCUUCAAUGCCAAUACAACGCGCCCUACAGCUCCGGGUCUCAGUCUGCUGAGAGUAGCUGGGCUGUCAAUUCCAACAAUGCCCAUUGGCAGAAAGAGGGUCGCUCGGGUAUUGCUGCUCAGGUCAAUGGGUUUAUGACUCCCGAAAACAUGAAACAGAUUAGCUUGGGAAGUGUUCUCGGUCUGGUCGCUGGUGUGGGGUUGAGGGCGUUCUCCCGGGUUUUGGUGGUGCUCAUUGGAAUGGGUAUUGUGCUUGUGGAGGUGAGAUUCUAUCGAUCUCGUGGCCCCUUAAAAGCUUGGAAAGAUUUUCUAUACUGA
Molecule: messenger RNA, 414 nt
Organism: Penicillium maclennaniae
Lineage: Eukaryota; Fungi; Ascomycota; Eurotiomycetes; Eurotiales; Aspergillaceae
Exons: 1
Coding region: 1-414 (137 amino acids)
Source: RefSeq, a predicted model, not a curated record